Molecule: messenger RNA, 5754 nt
Organism: Adineta steineri
Lineage: Eukaryota; Metazoa; Rotifera; Eurotatoria; Adinetida; Adinetidae
Source: the annotation of a GenBank genome assembly
AUGCCUUUUCUUUAUCGUCUCCACUCACACCAUACUUUAUCGGUACAACAUCUUCGUCAUGCUCUUCAACUAAUCGUUGCAAAACAUGAAUCUCUUCGAACAUCACUCAUAUUUCAUAAACACAACAAUCGACUCAUGCAACAAAUCAUCGACUUCAAUCAGAAUAAUAAUACAUUAUUCACAUUUAUUGAAAGCACUUAUACAACACAUGAACAACUCAAUCAUAUUAUACAUAAAGAAAAAUAUAAUGCUCAACUUUUAAAUUUUUCUCAAGGUCUAGUCUUUCGAUGUCAUCUUGUUUAUUACAAACAAAUCUCCUCAGAUCAUCUCCUGUCUCACAAAGAUCUACUUAUUUUCAACUUUCAUCAUGCUCUGUUUGACUUUCCAUCAAUGAAUAUAUUUCUUCAUGAUCUUAACCAAGCAUAUACAACAGGUCAAUUAUUAUAUGAUGAUAAUACUAAUCUACGUUACCUCGAUUAUGCUGUUAUUGAACAACAAAUGUCAAUGACUGAUGCAAGCAUGUUUUGGCUUGACACUCUUCAUGAUUGUAAACUAGAUCAACCUUUAUCAUUACCAUUUGAUCGAUAUCGUCUUGCAAAUGAACAUCGAACUGGUCGUGGAACAUCUAUUUCUUUUGAUUUUGGUCAAGAUCUCUUACAUCACUUCCAUACACAUGCUUCAUCAAAUAACAUGUCACUUGAACAUCUUACAUUUGCUAUUUAUUUCAUCUUUCUAUUUAAAUUAACUAAUGGAAAAACAGAUUUAUGUAUUUCAAUGAAUAUUGAUAAUCGGUAUAGAGAUGAACUAAAAUCAAUCAUUGGAUUGUUUGAGAAUGUCUUGCCAUUACGGUGUCAACUAGAUCCUCACUGGUCUUUUCAUCAAUUACUCGAGUAUGUUCAAGAGAUAACAACAAAUAGUAUGAAAUAUUCAUAUUUUCCGCUUCAACGUAUUCUCGAUCAACAUCCACAUAUUUCAAAACAUGCAUUUUUGGAUACAUCUUUGGAACUUAUAUCAUACAAGAAUAAUAAUACAGUGAUAAUUGGUGAUUCUCAGCUUGUUCCAGCAUCUAUCUUAUUCAAUAUUAAUGAAGAUGACAUACUAAGUGCAUCCGACUUUUCUCUUUCUAUUAAUCGUGACUUGAACAUGCAUCAACUAUCAUGUACAAUCAAUGCAUCACUUGACUUGUUCAAUAGAGACACAGUGGAGAAGAUUUCACAGAGAUUUCAUUCCAUUUUACAUCAAUUAUCUACAUCUAUUACCGCCAGUCAAAUAAACAAACAAAUCUACGAAAUACAAUUAGGAUUGCCAAAUGAACAAUAUCUAAUACAAUCAUUAAAUAACACACAAAUAUCAUUUCCAUCUUCUCUCACUUGUAUUCAUCAUGAGUUUGCAUAUCAAGUAAUGAGACAUCCACAAAAACUAGCUGUUGAACUGGAUGAUCAAUCAUUGACAUAUUGUGAACUCUUACAUUAUGUUCAAGUCUUAUCUUUAGCUCUUGUUAAUGAGUACUAUAUCUUUCCAGGUGAAAUAGUUUGUCAAUGUGUUGAGCGAAGUUUGUCAAUGGUGAUCGGUAUUAUGGGAAUUGAGAUGGCUGGUGGCGUUUAUUGUCCAUUAUCACCUCGAGAUCCACAACAUCGUUUGCAUGCACUCACUCAACAAACACAAAGUCGUCUUGUUCUUUUUCAUCAUUUAACUAAGACCAAGUUCGAUCAUGAUAUUGUUUCACUUGAUAUUAAUUCUAUAUUAAAUGUGAAUAAUAUGGAUAGUGACAUGAAUUAUAGUUGCCCUUCAAAUAUGAAACUGAAAGGGGAAGAAAUAGCUUACAUUAUUUUCACAAGUGGUUCAACUGGAACACCCAAAGCGGUUCAAGUUCGACAUAAGAACUUUAUUGAUUGUAUACAUUCUUUAGUUUAUAUUAACUCAUUUAAUAAAGAUGAUACAGUUGUACAAAUGACACGAUGUUCAUUUGAUAUUCAUGUUCAAGAGAUACUUGGUGAACCUUUUUCUAUUCCUAUAAUUGAUUUGAUUGUGAAAAUCGAUAUAACAGAUUGUAUUGUAUGGAAUUUGUAUGGUCCAGCUGAAACAACCAUAGACUGCACAGUUCAUCGUGUGAACGUCAAAAAUGAUACGCAGAGCAUUUCAAUUGGUACACCCCUUUCUAAUUACCGAUGUAUGAUUAUGAAUGAAUAUUUACAAUCAUCUGUUACCAAUCAAGAAGGAGAGUUGUUUGUAGGGGGAGUAGGUGUUUUUGCUAGUUAUCUUGGUCGUGAUGAUUUGACUGCAAAAGCUCUUGUUCAUAUAGAUGGUGAACCAUUUUAUCGAACAGGUGAUCUUGUUACAAUGGAUAACAAUGGUCUUCUUCAUUAUCAAGGAAGAAAAGAUCAUCAAAUCAAACUUCAUGGACAACGAAUCGAACUUGGUGAAAUCGAACGAUGUUUACUUAACAUUACAUCCAUCUCAGCUUGUGUUGUCAUGAAAUGGAAGGAUGAUUAUUUAGUUGCAUAUGUUCAAUCUUCUCUUAUUAAUGAACAGGAAUUGCGUGAACACUGUCAAUCUCAUCUCCCACCACAUAUGAUUCCAUCAGUAUUCAUUAUACUAGAUAAAUUACCAUUGAAUCAAAAUGGAAAAAUAGAUCGAAAACGUCUACCUUCACCUAAGUUCGCAUCGUCAACUGCUAAUAUUGAUGGUAAUAUGCUGCGAAACACUCUAGAACAACAGCUACAAAAUAUAUUUAGUCAAGCCUUCCAUAUUGAAUCCCCUCAUGUGGAAGCUUCUUUUGGUCAACUUGGUGGAACGUCGCUGGGUGCUAUUCUUGCACUUACAUUGAUCCGUCAGCAGGUAUGCAACAAAGUUGACAUUGGUCUUUUAUUUAACAAUCCAUCUAUUCGACAAUUGGCUCAAGCUAUAAAACCUUUAUUAGUUGUCGUAGAACUCCAGGACACAGGUUGCACAGUCAAUGAAAUCCAUGAAACAGAAGUUCGUCUGACACCUUCAUUUGUCGUCGAAUCUUUUGGUAUUGUACUCCUUUAUUGCCAGUGGUUGUUGCCAAUCAUGAUAAUUCAUCAGUGGUGUCCACUUCUUUUUCCUGUUUUACCAAUAUGUCAUCUUCUAUUCUAUGUCAUAUGUUCACGUCUACUAUUACCAGAAAAUUUUAAAGGAGGCGAUGUGUUCUCUUGGAACUAUUAUCGUUGGUGGUUUUUAGAUCGACUAUGGAAUAACAAUACAUUUUGGCUGCAACACAUACUUGGUACACCUUUAUACAAUUACUAUCUUCGUCUUUGCGGUGCUCGGAUUAGUGUCAGUGCACAUAUUUAUACUAUAACUAUUGAUGCUCCAUGGUUGUUAGAUAUCGGUGAUGGAACUUGGAUUGCUGAUAAAACGAUACUAAGCUCUUUAUAUUUCAAUGAUAGUACUACUUUUGCAUUACAUUCAAUUAAAAUUGGUUGCAAUUGUUCAAUCAGUGCUCGAUCAAUUCUAUUUGAUGGAGUUGAUAUGCAAGAUAAUAUUAUUGUUCAGCCUAUGUCAUCAGUCACUGGUUUUAUUGCAUCUCAAACAAUUAUCGACGGUGACGAACAUAAAUUGGCUUCGUCAGACAUUUCGAUCAUACAUAGUAACCGAUCAUUAUCAAUAUGGCAGAAGAUCUAUCAAGUUGUCACAAUCAUCUCACUCAUUUGUAUUCAUUGUACACUCUUAGCUAUUGUCUACAAAAUUUCUUCAGUUGAGCAAAUACCACUACCGAUUAGUAUUGCUUUAUGUUGGACUUUGUGGUCAAUUGUUGCUUGCUUUGUCACUCUCGUUCUCUUAAAAUUCGUAGUCGGUUCUUGUACUGCUGGUGAGACAUAUUCAAUUGUAUCAUGGUCAUAUUUACAUAAGAUUUGGCUUCGUCAAUUGAUUGUAUCUAGUUUUUAUCAUGCCUGGUUAUUACUAACUGUUUACCAUCAUCUUUACCCUUUUAUUCUUCGUUGGCUAGGUGCUCAAGUUGAAGAUGAUGUCAGAAUUGGCUUUAUAUAUCCCUACUUGUGGUAUCCAACAAAUCUGUUGAAAAUCGGAUCAGGAGUUACUAGUUUUGGUCACCUUUUAUUAGUUCCUGCUGAGAUGACACUUGAGGGUGACCAUCGUGUAGACUGGAUAACACUCGGAUCUCAUACAAACCUUGGCAAUAUAUGUUCAAUUUUGCCGGGUAGUUAUCUUGCAUCUGAUACUAUGGUUGGCAAUUUAACGCGUAUUAGUCGAGAAACGAAUAGCAACAAUAGAGAUGUUUUCAUUGGUGUUCCAGCUCGUGCUAUGCCAUUUCGAAUGCCUAUUAGAGAAGCGAUGGAAGGUCAAAUGAAAACUAUUCCACUUUGGAAAACUUGUUUUUCUCAUUGUAUUAGUAAAUGUCUUCUCGUAGACAUCUAUUGGUCAUGUGGGCUUGUUGGUGGACCAAUAAUUCAUACAAUGAUUGUUUACAGUUUCUAUCGAUUGUAUUCAUAUGCAGAUAAUGAAAUAAUUAAACAAAUAAUAGGAAGACUACAAAAAGAUCAUCAAAUUUUGAUCGGUCCAUUACUUGGCAAUACACAAUGGCUAAUUCGGUUAUUUCGGGCACAUGGUGCGAACAUCGGCGACAAUGUGAUCAUACCCGAUGUUCUUUCUAUUUCUGAUUACCAUUUGGUGACUAUUGGAGAUCAUGUUCGACUUAGUAUCAGCGCUCAUAUUGUGUGUCAUACUUUCGAACAACGUAUUUUUAAACAAGCUCCUGUUACUGUAGGCAACUCGUGCGUUCUUAUGAGUUGGUCAAUGGUAAUGCCAGGUUGUAAAUUGAUGGGUAACAAUCGGCUUUAUCCUUUUACACUCGUAAUGAAGAAUGAUGUAUUGCAAUCAGACACACAAUGGAAAGGACUUCCUGCACAAUCUUAUGCAGCAAAAUCAAUAUUACCUCGAUCUGCAUCCACUUGUGAUGAUGUUGUCAAAUGUCAACAGAAAUCUGAGAACUUUGAUCGACUGUCUUUGUGGUAUAAAAAAAUUUCAAGUAUCUAUACGAAUGUCAAUGAACUACAAUUUAUGAAUUGGGGCUAUGCAGAUUUGGAGGAACAUAUCGAUGACAAUACUGGUUAUUAUUCGGAGAAACUUUAUCAACAGGUUCUUGCUAAUGUAACACUUCCAGAUAAAAAUAUACUCGAAGUAGGUUGUGGUAGAGGUGCUGGUGCUGCCUGGUGUGUUCGUACAUAUGCUCCUCGCUCUUAUGUUGGAAUAGAUCCUUUUCGAGAUGUUAUUAACCUGUGUGAACAACUUUAUUCGACAAUUCCUCGACUCUCAUUUAUAAUAGCUGAUCCAAAAACUCAUUUACCAUUUCAGAAUGAGUCUCUGGAUAUUGUUCUUUCGAUUGAAACAACAAAAAUUUUUGAUGAAAUAGUAGCAGUGAAGGAAUUCAUCGAUGAAGUUACUCGUGUGCUUACUCCUAAUGGAUACUUUCUCUGGUGUGGCUUAUGUAAUGUAGAUGGAUCAAAUGUAUUGAUUGAUUAUUUAACAGCAAAUAAUGCAUUUAUUAUUGAAGAGAAGGUCAAUAUUACCACAAAUGUUCUUCAUGCACUUGAUAUUCAAAGUAACUCACGUGCUGACUUUAUUGACCGUUAUGUUCAACCUGAAGAACAAGAAUAUUUUCGUUGGUUUGCUGGAUUACCUGGUACUCAAAUUUAUGAAGACAUGAGCCAAGGACUUUCGCAAUAUUGGCGCGUUGUAUUUCGAAAGAAGUCAACAAGUAUGCUUGUUAUCUGA